Leishmania mexicana MHOM/GT/2001/U1103 is the source of this 1017-nucleotide messenger RNA. RefSeq lists its product as hypothetical. The record is from RefSeq and is a predicted model, not a curated record. The transcript has a single exon. Gene Ontology annotation, molecular function: metal ion binding. NCBI's taxonomy places the organism in Eukaryota, Euglenozoa, Kinetoplastea, Trypanosomatida, Trypanosomatidae. Gene Ontology annotation, cellular component: U12-type spliceosomal complex. The coding region runs from base 1 to 1017 and encodes 338 amino acids.
AUGAGCGGGCAAACGGUGAUGAAUGAGUUACCGGGCACAGCGCGCCUUUCCUCUGAGCUCUGCGCCACUUUCUCAGAGUACCUGGAGAGCGCCUACCCGCACUCCAGACCCUUCUCGUGGAAUGAGGCUGCCCAGCUACUCAGUGCCUUCACUGGCGCCUCUGUUCACCGUAUAGCGGCUGCACUGGGUUGGGCAACCACAUGCGAGAAGACCACCGUAUCCAAAGAUGACCUGCAUUCGUCUCUGGAGCAGUUGAUGCGAACCGACGGCUCCAUCGAUGCGUGGUGGAACUCCCCAGGGGUUACCAUGCCGGAGCUCACAAGCGCAGUGGAUGAAGAGGUGAGUGAGGGAGCGGGCUCGACAAAGCAUCGUGGGUGGGAGAGCCUCACCUCGGUGCAAGCACGCUCGCACCGACCCCUGCCGCCGGGAUCGACGUCUACGGAGGGGCCGCAUGACAGCAAAAUGGGCGAGUCGUCGGGGCAGCCAUCGCUACACCCCACACUGAACAGCUGGGGAAGACGGGACAGCAAGCGCUCAGGCACCUGCUCCGUCCCCAGUGUCUUGUCGGACCCGCCCUACAGCACCGCCGCAUCGAUGGAGUGCGUGGUGGCUGCAGCACUGGGAGAGUUGGAUUUGUACGUGGAGGAUGAGCAGCGCUCGAUUCAGUUCCACCCAGACCGUCGGUCACUCCGCUUUCCCAGCGAAGUUUGGAAUGAGACAGAUCGCUUUGGCGUGGCUGCUGUCCAACGCUGGCGAGUCGGGGACCGCUCCCACAGCCCUUCUCCGGUGCACCCUGCAGGCAAACAAGCAGCGCGUCCCCCGCGUUUGCCAGUCGCACCCACGUCCACCCUGGCGGAGCUGGACCGCUUUGUGCACCGCGGCAAGACCGCAAAGGUGUGUAAGCAGUUCGUGCAGACAGGCCGCUGCACAUUUGGCGCGCGUUGCCUGUAUCACCAUCCCACUGCAGUCGCCGCAGCACCGAAUGAGUCGCAUGUCGUUCCGCAAAGGGUUCCCUGA